Molecule: messenger RNA, 2540 nt
Organism: Gadus morhua (Atlantic cod)
Lineage: Eukaryota; Metazoa; Chordata; Actinopteri; Gadiformes; Gadidae
Gene: stx5a
Product: syntaxin 5A
Exons: 11
Coding region: 308-1282 (324 amino acids)
Biological process (GO): intracellular protein transport; endoplasmic reticulum to Golgi vesicle-mediated transport; vesicle fusion
Cellular component (GO): Golgi membrane; SNARE complex; endomembrane system
Molecular function (GO): SNARE binding; SNAP receptor activity
Source: RefSeq, a predicted model, not a curated record
UGGCAGUGACGUAGCCCUCCGGAAGUGACCCGGAUCGGAACUUUAACUAAAGGAUCGCCUGCUUUUCCACCACAACCGUCGAGGAUCCGUGAAAUAAUUGAUAUCAUCGACCCGACAACGACGAAAUCGGACUAGGAUAGCUUCUAACAACAGAGAAAUGGACGUGUGUGUGUCUACGCUCGAGUGGAUGUGAGAGCUGCCCACGCCACAGAAGGUUCUGCCACACAGUUGUGAACAGCUGAUCUCGAUCGGUCCAACCCGACCCCGGUAGAGCUGUGACCCGGGCUGGUGACUCCCCGGCGGGAAGAUGACCUGCCGAGACCGGACCCUCGAGUUCCAGUCGGCCUGUAAAUCUCUUCAGGGCAGACAGAAUGGAAUCCAGCCGACUAAGCCGGUCCUCAGCGCCCUCAAGCAGCGCAGUGACUUCACCGUCAUGGCCAAGCGAAUCGGAAGAGACUUGAGCAAUACGUUUGCCAAGUUGGAAAAACUCACCAUUUUGGCAAAGAGGAAAUCUCUGUUUGACGACAAGGGGGUGGAGAUCGAGGAGCUCACCUACAUCAUCAAACAGGACAUCAACAGCCUGAACAAACAGAUCGCCCAGCUGCAGGACCUGGUGCGGUCCCGGGGGGCCCCAGGGGGUCGGCACAUCCAGACCCACUCCAACACCAUCGUGGUGUCACUACAGUCCAAACUGGCAUCCAUGUCCAAUGACUUCAAAUCGGUCCUGGAAGUAAGAACAGAGAACCUGAAGCAGCAGCGCAGCAGGAGAGAGCAGUUCUCCCAGCCUCCCUCCUCUUCCUCACCCAUGGCCAACAACUUCAGGAGCCGCAAAAAAGGGGCCCAGGAGCCACAAGCAGCGCGCGAGUACCAGGGCUAUACCACCUCACAUUUCAAAGAAAGCUCUGUGCUGAUGCAGGACGAGUCCCGGAGCAUGGGGGAGGUGGCCAUCGACAUGGACUCCCAGUCCAACCCCAUGCAGCUCCAGCUCAUUGACGAGCAGGACUCGUACAUCCAGAGUCGUGCGGACACCAUGCAGAACAUUGAGAGCACCAUCGUGGAGCUGGGCUCCAUAUUCCAGCAGCUUGCACACAUGGUCAAGGAGCAGGAGGAGACCAUUCAAAGGAUCGACGCCAACGUGGAGGACACCCAGCUAAACGUGGAGAGCGCCCACACGGAGAUCCUCAAGUACUUCCAGUCGGUGUCCUCCAACCGCUGGCUGAUGAUCAAGAUCUUCCUCGUCCUGGUGGUCUUCUUCAUCGUCUUUGUAGUCUUCUUCGCUUAAAGAAAGAGGAUGAAGAGGAUGAUUGGUGGCUGAGGAGCACAGAAUUCUGGGAGGGGUGGGGUGCGAAGAUUAAUGGACUCUUCACCGAGACUCAAAGCGGUUGUCGAGGCAACGCGUGUUAUCUGAAAGUUUUCUCUACCAAUUGGGCUGUUGACUCUUUUUGAAGUUGUUAUUUUCCUUCCUUGUUCGGGAGAGCAGAGGGGCGCCCGGUUGUGGUGUCUGAGGCCAUGUUAAUGAACUGUACUGCCCACCAGACAGCCCAUGCUCUCUGAACGGCAACGCCUUGGAGAUAACACAGAGGUGAGAUGAGCUGCGUGCUAGAGUGAGUGCAGCGCUGUUCAUUGUUAUUUUAGACCAAUUAAUCUGAAUACAUUUAAUCGAAAAUGGCUAUUUAACGGUUUGAUUCUACAAACUAUCUUUUUUUUUUAUUUUAAGAUCUGGUUAAACUGCAGAGGUUCUUCUUUCCCUUCCUCUUCCCGCUGGUGUAGAGCGUGUGUGGUCGCAAAGAGAAAAUAACAAAUGUUUUUGGUUGUGAAAUUCAUAGCCUGCCAUGCCACUUAUUUUGCUGUUGACUUUUGUCACUAAUCUAUUCACAAUAAUUGGAAUACCGACGCUAGGUCCUUUUUUCCCUAUUAAUAUUUUUCUGAACUUUAUUUGCCAAAAUGUGUACUUCUAACAAGAACUGCAUCUGGAAAUAUUAGUCUCUUUUUGUUUGUAUAUGAAAAGAAAGGCAGCAUGGCAAUACAGUCAACUGAAGGGGAACUUCCUGGCAUUGCCCUCCACCAAAACAGAAAUAGUUCAUUUGGAAUUGGUUCAGGCAGCACGUUGACACUUUUUUUCUGUCAGCGUGGACAUCUUGGCAGGUCUGAAUCUGCAUUUCAAAGCAUUUCUUAUUUCCUAGUAGUCUUUACAUGUUUCAGUCCAGUGUAAGGCUCGGUGGGCUUGGCCCACCGGAGGGGGUUGUGCCAGUUAAAGCCUACUAAUGAAGUGACUGCGACCAGGUCACCCAGGUGUCUGGUCGGGCCCGGCUGCAGUUGUUGACUGAUUUGAUGAAGCGCUGUCCGACUCAGAAAGAGGACAGCUCAUGUACAGGAACCGUAAUUUAAAGGACCAUAGCUUUUUGAGAAAGAGAUAUUCUUCCUAUUUUCGUCCCCUGUCUUCACUUUAGCCAAAUGCCUUGAAGUUGAUGUAUAAAGUGCAAAUAGUAAUGAAGGUGUAAUGGAAAAGGAAGUGCAUAUAAAUAAAUGAAUGAUAGGAG